Aspergillus melleus is the source of this 831-nucleotide messenger RNA. RefSeq names its product NADH kinase POS5 (gene POS5). The record is from RefSeq and is a predicted model, not a curated record. The transcript has a single exon. Gene Ontology annotation, molecular function: NAD+ kinase activity. Gene Ontology annotation, biological process: NADP+ biosynthetic process; NAD+ metabolic process. Bases 1 to 831 code for a protein of 276 amino acids. NCBI's taxonomy places the organism in Eukaryota, Fungi, Ascomycota, Eurotiomycetes, Eurotiales, Aspergillaceae.
AUGGGGACGCUGGGCUUUUUAAGUGAAUGGAAGUUCGUUGAGUAUAAGCGCGCCUUUCGCGAAGUUUACAUGUCGGGAGCGGGCGUUGGAGACCGAGCGCCCAUCCUGGAAGACCAAAACAUGACCUCGCCGGCAGCGUCGGGGCAAGGUCCGACAGGGUGGUCCUCCGUGCGCGGUAAAUCGAUGGGCGCAAGCCGCGGUGCCCGCAUCCUGAUGCGCAAUCGGUUGAAAGUGGGUUUGUUCACGGCCGACGGCGCACCCGUUCAACGCGACGAUGACUCGGUCCCUAUGCAGGGCACGUUGGGUAGGGACGGCGUGUACGUGAUGAACGAGGUGCUGUUCCAUCGCGGAAAGGAGCCGCAUCUCGCCGUGGUGGACGUGUACGUCGGCGGGCGCUUUCUCACCGAGGCAGUCGCGGACGGAAUCAUCAUUUCGACGCCCACCGGCAGUACAGCCUACAGCCUGAGUAGCGGCGGCAGCAUCGUGCACCCACUCGUGCCAUCGAUUCUCUUGACGCCGAUCUGCGCGAGGAGCCUCAGUUUCCGACCGUUAGUACUACCAUCCAGCACGCCGAUCACGCUGCGACUGAGCGAGAAGAACCGCGGUCGUGAGCUAGAGGUGAGCAUCGACGGGGUGAACAUGGGUCAGGGAAUGGCCUUCGGGAUGGAGGCACGAGUCUGGAACGAGGAGAUGCGACAUGGGAAGAAUGAAUGGCAGGGCGGCGUACCUUGCGUGAUGCGCAGGAUCGUCGGCAGCGAGGCGCAUGACGGAUGGGUGGGCGGAUUGAACGGCCUGUUGAAAUUCAAUCAUCCAUUUGGCGAGGAGACAUGA